GUUCAUUUAUUGUCCUGUCAUUUGUCAUUUUUAAUUUCAGAAGUAAGCUCUUAAUCCGUUUGUGCAAAGAUGGAAGAAAUUGAAAAAGAAAAAGUAACAGCGCUUCACUCGCAAUUGCUUGUCACGACAAUAUUCCACCCUAUGGAAUAUGCAAAAAUUCUUAUUCAGCUUGGAUACGAGCCGUUGCCACCACGCCGGUCGACUACUUUAUUUGGUCGCCCUGCUAUGAUAUUACCUAAUGUGUUCCAAUAUAUAAAAUUUAUCAAAGCAUCAGACGGCUACUUCGGCUGCUACAGGGGCCUAUCGGCGCGGAUCCUUGGGUUAAUAGCAUCAAGCCAACUCUCAUCUAAGGUAAUCAAAGUGUGCGGCAUUGACUUGCCUGAAAUUAGCGACCCACCGAAUAUUAUAACUGACGAUGAGCCUAAGUUAGAGGACUACGUGAAAAUGGGUCGUCGUGAUAUGAUUAUGCACACUGCCUCCGUUAUAGUGUCGUAUCCCUUCCAUGUUGUCUCUGUAAGAAUGAUGGCUUCUUUUAUUGGGAAAGAAGAGGACUAUAACACAUUGCUUGGAACUAUAGUAUCUAUUUACAAGGAUGAUGGCAUACUUGGUUUCUUCCAUGGAUUGAUUCCAAAACUACUGGGAGAUUUGACUUGCAUAGCAGUGACAGGAGUACUGGCAUACUAUGUCAAUAAGUAUUUUGUGAAAACUAAAGACCUCCGUUAUUAUACUGUACCAAUACUUACAUUCAUAACUAGCACUCUAACAUAUCCUCUUGUGGUGGUAUCUACUUGUAUGGCUGUGGCAGGAUCGAGCCUCAAAGCAGGCAAUCCUCCCGCAAUGCCAAAGUAUACAUCCUGGCAAGUGUGCUGGAGAGACCUGCUCCGAAACAAGCAACAUAAGCGUGGUUCCUCACUAAUCUUCAGGUACUAUAUAGCACCGAUUGCAGCUAUGCAGUAAUUGCAGGAAUAUGAAUAUAACAUUGCAUUUAUCUGUGUGUUUAUUUGCUUAAGUGUUAUCCACAAUCACCAAGUAGAGAUUCAACUU
This is a messenger RNA of Papilio machaon (common yellow swallowtail), 1044 nucleotides long. RefSeq names its product mitochondrial carrier homolog 2 (gene Mtch). The record is from RefSeq and is a predicted model, not a curated record. NCBI's taxonomy places the organism in Eukaryota, Metazoa, Arthropoda, Insecta, Lepidoptera, Papilionidae. The transcript has a single exon. The coding region runs from base 70 to 957 and encodes 295 amino acids.